UGAAAUCACAAAACUUCUAAUAUUAACUGAUAUCAAAUUCUCUGGAAUUUUAAAAUAAUUGUUUGAAAGAAAUAACAUCGAUGUCAUUAUAUGAUUCUAAGAAACACUUCGUACGACGGAUAGAAACAUUUUCAAACAGCGAUCAAAAAUAUUAUUCGAUUUACAAUCUUUAGAAUCCCAGAGUCCGUAUCAAGUUUUUUAAUGGUCCAAAAUAGAAUCCAAGUUCCAAAUCCCCGGGUAGACACGGUACGGAUAAACGUGUCGUGUAUACAAAGUACUCGUAUAAACACUCUUUCUGCCGCCUUUUACGUCCUUUUUAUAAAAUAAACAAAAUGUUUUUUUACAAAAUGAGUAAAUGCCACAAGUGGAGCGAUGGAAAGAUCCGCUUAAUUUAUUUGAAAGCGACAGGAAUAAAUCCUAAAUUACCAGCAAAUUAAAGUGUUUUCGUCUUCUAAGCCGAACGUAAACAAGUUAACUGCUUGGCUUUAGAAGCCAUCUUUCUAUACCUAAUUGUUCCUAUACUCCAAUUUCUAUAGACACUCGUUCGACUCCAUUCUUUUCAACAGGGCUUAUAAUUGUUUUAAAACUAAUUAACGGUUGGCUAUCUUCCUAACUGCCGUCGAGAUUGGCAUCGUUACGCUGUAAUUACACCGCUUUGCCCUCACUUAAGGUGUUUACGUACGAAAUGCAUUUUAAAUGAUUGGUAAGCAGUUUCUGCGGCAUUCCGUAGAAUUUCCACCAUUUUAUUUAUAAUCUCGCGACAUCCGACGAGAUUGAUUAAUGUAUUCGAACUCGCUGACGUAAAGGAAGUUCGACUUAGCUACUUGUCAGCAACUUCGUGUCGAACUAAGUUGCUGACGUGCGGUGCGAAAUUCGUUGGCGUCGAAUUAGAAUUUAAAAUAAAUUUACCUAAUUUUAAAUCGUCAUUAAUUUUACUUUUCACGUCCGAUACCUCGUCGUAGCUUACACAAUAAACCAGCGCUUCCGUUCCGUAACCACCGCCGUUUGUUAAAACGUUAAACAAAUUCGAAAAUAAUAUAAUUAAUUAACAAAAAAAUAUUCUUCCCACUUUUUUGUGCACUAGGAAAAACUUAUUUAGAAUAUUUUCGUAUUCGAUUCGAAUGAUGUAACGGCUCGGAUAGUAUUCCCGAUGAGUCACGAGUGACGUCACGUCUUAAUUUUUCAUUCGUACGGACGAUAUAUUUCGUAGUUCCAGCAACGUACAGCAAUAUUGCUCAUCGUUAAUUAAUGGCUUUUAUUGCUUAAUUUAUAAGAAAGGCGAGAUAUGUACUCGAAUAUUCGACAUGUUGCGGAAGUCGAUUUCGUUCGUACUUUGGUGUUUGACAUGGGUGAGAGCGACUCCCUGUCCCAAGGAUAAAUGUAGUGUUUACGAAGAUACAAACGGCAUAAGAGGAAAUUGUUUCGAAUUUAAGUUGAAUUUCACCAUUUCUUUAGACAACGACGUAAGGAUUAAGUGUUUUCGAAACGACGUUUCCAGCAUACUGGACUGCUUCUCUCAAGUGACAGUUUCGUCGUAUCGCAUUACGUCUUGCGGUGUGAAUUAUUUUCAGAAGAGAAGGGACACCACGCGAGUCGAAAUUACGGAAUCUCAAAUUUCUACGAAUUUUCUAAGGAAUCUUAAAUCUCUUCGUUAUCUCUCCGUAACGGGAUCCGAAUUUAGGAACCUAACAGAAAAUGCUCUGCACGGUUUAUCUUUGCUUCACUUGAAGAUUAUAAAUUGCUCGUUGGAGUUCGUCUUUCCGAAAUUUUUCGCUUUGCCGUCUUUAUUAACGUUACAACUGUCGGAUAAUCCGUUAAAAAGUAUCCCAAACGACGCUUUCCUCCGUCUAUUUCUAUUAAGAUAUUUAUAUCUCAACGAUAAUCUAUUAGAAGAAAUUUCGCCGGAUUGCUUUCGUGACUUGGUUUCCUUAGAAGAAUUGAAUCUAUCGAACAAUCGCAUUUCUCGGAUCCACGUCGACGUCUUUGGUAAUCUCCGAAAAAUAAAGAAAAUAUGGCUGAAAAACAAUUUGUUGUUUAACUUGCCGACGAAACUGGAAUUGCCGAACGAUAGAAGUCUAACCUAUCUCGACCUUAGCGGAAACAGAAAUCUGAAGAACGUCCCCGAUGGGUUGGGAGAAGAGGCGAAGCAUCUCGAAGAAUUAUAUUUAAGUGAUUGCAAUUUAACGGAAGUUCCUCUUCGGUUGAUACAAGAAAGCGUCAAACUAGAACGAUUGAGCCUGGCUGGUAAUUCGCUAGAAGAAUUGCCGAACGACAUAUUUCGAGAUAGCCAUUUCCUGCAAUGGAUAGAUUUAAGUAGCAAUCGCUUGCAAAAUCUUCCCGAUUCCCUCUUCGAAGAAGCACACAAAUUGGAAGAGAUUCGUCUGGAUUUCAAUCGCUUCGAAAACGUGCCCGAAACUGCCAUCGUUUAUCUCUCGCAGCUCAAACUGUUGAAUCUCAGUUACAACGCCAUCCGCAGUCUACCUCCAAACUCGCUGUUAUCUCGACUAAUUCACUUGGAAACUCUGGACCUUUCUCACAAUCGUCUAGAAAACUCCUCCUUCGAUUUUCGUUCGGGUUACAAAGAGCUAAAAUUUCUGAAUUUGUCGCAUAAUUUGCUGACGAAGUUGCCCACGGUUUUCCCCAGUUUCCGAGAAGAGCUCGAGACCAUGAACUUGGAUCGUAAUCGCAUUGCAAAUUUAGUCAUUCCGUCCAUGGUUCCCUACGGCGUGGUUUAUUCAAUUCGUUACAACGAGAUAAAAUUUAUCGGUAUCGACAGGCUUAAAUAUUUCGAAGUCACCCAAAUGAUGAUGAAUAUAGAAUUUUUGGGUAGGAGAGUGGAUCCUCCCGCCUAUUUCCUUGGAGGAAACAAGCUGGUCUGCGAUUGUUUUCUGAGGGAUUUCUUCGAAUUUUUAAAAGACGAUCGAAAAUAUUCCGUAGAAUUAAUGGACAUGGAAGCGACCAAGUGCCACGCCCCGGUUAAAAUGAAGAACUUGGACUUUUACAAAAUUUCCAAGAACGAUUUGAUAUGCGAAGUGAACUCUAGUUGUCCGUCCGGAUGUCGGUGCUUUUUUUACUCUCCGGAACACGGAAUAUACGUAAAUUGCAGCCACUCGGACCUUAUACAAUCACCCAUAUAUUUCCCCGGAAAUACCUCGGUCAUAAAUUUAAGUUAUAAUACUCUGCAGUAUUUCAAUUUGAACAAUUUGCAGCCGCGUGUUCUCGAUACCCUAAGAGAACUCGACCUCAGCCACAACUCUCUAGUCGCCAUGAACGGAGAUUUCGGAAAGAGUAGAAUUUCGAGGCUGGAUCUCAGAAGUAAUUCAUUCAAAACGCCUCCGAAGGGACUGAACAAUAUAUCCGUGUAUUUUGGAAAUAAUCCGUUAAAGUGCCAUUGCCGUAACCUGCUCUUGAAAGAAUGGAUAAGUGAAACUACGUUGGACGAUAUGGACGACGUCACUUGUAUCAGGGAGAAUCGAUAUUAUCGUGUCUAUGACGUACUCGAUGUUGACAUAUGUAUCACGAAUGGCGGCAUUAAAAGUCAAAAUACAAUUAUAAUUUUCUUAAUAUUGUAUUAUCCUUUGGUGUUUAAAAACCAAAGGAUAUAAGAGACCACGUCCACUUUUUGAUCCUCGGUUUAUUAUAUGAUCUCGGAUGUUGUAUGUAAUUUAUCUUUCGCGAAUAAUAUGAAAAAAUUACUAAUUUAUAUUUAUAUUAAUAAAUAAAUUUUGAUUCGAAAUUCUGUUGUUUUCAAUUCGCAUUUCGCAGCUUCCUUUUCUAAGACCGUUUGUUUUUUUGGGCUACAAUUUGAAAAAAUUGUUGACCUAUAAAUUCCCACUGUCGUCAGACCUUUUGUCCUUCCUUAAUCUCGAGAACGGAGUUAGAUAGAUGAAAUACGAGACCAGAUGUGAAACCAUAGAGGCAGGAGGUCCCGAUUAACUGUAUAAAACCUUCCAAUUUAAAUCGAAAGU
Centruroides sculpturatus (bark scorpion) is the source of this 3968-nucleotide messenger RNA. RefSeq names its product platelet glycoprotein V-like. The transcript is spliced from 2 exons. NCBI's taxonomy places the organism in Eukaryota, Metazoa, Arthropoda, Arachnida, Scorpiones, Buthidae. The coding region runs from base 1305 to 3605 and encodes 766 amino acids. The record is from RefSeq and is a predicted model, not a curated record. Gene Ontology annotation, molecular function: protein binding.